Molecule: messenger RNA, 6579 nt
Organism: Paramisgurnus dabryanus
Lineage: Eukaryota; Metazoa; Chordata; Actinopteri; Cypriniformes; Cobitidae
Gene: lrrc8ab
Product: leucine rich repeat containing 8 VRAC subunit Ab
Cellular component (GO): cytoplasm
Molecular function (GO): protein binding
Source: RefSeq, a predicted model, not a curated record
AGUAUUAAACAUUGAUUUGAUCCCCGCAGCACAGAUUGGAUUUUGCCGUGUUUUUCUGGGUUCGGCCACUUACGGUAUUGUUUGGUUUCAGCUGAGGUGUUUGUGGAUAAACAAGUGGGACAGUGACAGCACAAGCGCUGGAAAUCUGCGCCCCAUCCUGGCAGAAAAAUGAAGUGUGAUGAGUGCCAGUUCCUGAAUGGACAUGUUGUCUAUUAGGUAAGAUCCAAGCGUGGAGACGCUGCUUCAGACGCUGCCCUGCCUUAGACAAACAGGAUUUGACCCCUGGGGUCACGGACUCUCCACAGCCCGAGGAGACAAUUCUUCAGUGUUAUUAUCGGAAAUGGCUAAUAAUAGAUGACAAGAAAGCCAAAGCGUUCCUUUGGCGGAGUCAUCUUUUGUAGCAGCCGCAGCCAGAGAAGACAGCUGUUUUCGACUUUGAUGAAUCAUGAUCCCCAUUACCGAGCUGCGCUAUUUCGUGGACACGCAGCCUACGUAUCGCAUUUUAAAGCCGUGGUGGGAUGUGUUCACAGACUACAUAUCCGUGGUCAUGCUGAUGAUUGCCGUAUUCGGAGGCACACUUCAGGUCACGCAGGACAAGAUGAUCUGCCUACCCUGCAAAUGGGUAGUUAACAAUUCCUGUAGAAAGUAUUUCAACUCGACAAUUUCUGUACCUUUGACUUUAGAACCUGAAGGAAUACGAUACGAUCUCGAUCGUCACCAAUAUAACUAUGUCGAUGCCAUGUGCUAUGAAAACAACCUUCACUGGUUUGCUAAAUAUUUUCCAUACCUGGUGCUGCUUCACACGCUCGUCUUCCUCGCUUGCAGCAACUUUUGGUUCAAAUUUCCAUGGACGAGCUCUAAACUGGAACAUUUCGUCUCCAUACUUCUCAAAUGCUUCGACUCGCCGUGGACCACGCGAGCUCUGUCAGAAACGGUCGUGGAGGAAAGCGACUCUAAAGCUUUCGCGAAAAUCAAUGGCUCCUUCGAAAAGAAGACGUCGAACGUCAGCGAGGACUUGGAAGCGAGCGCUCCCAUGCUGUCCACAACCAGAUCUCGUAUCGAACAGGGAAUUGUGGAUCACUCCGAGACCGGCGUACUGGACAAAAAGGAAGGUGAGCAGGCCAAGGCGUUGUUCGAGAAGGUAAAGAAGUUUCGAACUCACGUCGAAGAGGGAGACAUAGUCUACAGACUGUACAUUCGACAAACUAUCAUCAAAGUUGUGAAGUUUAUCCUCAUCAUUUGCUACACGGGUUACUAUGUUCACAAAAUUAAGUUUAAUGUCGACUGCAGUGUGGAUAUCAAAAACCUCACAGGUUACGGGUUGUACAAAUGUGCGCAUCCCUUGGCCACUCUUUUUAAAAUCUUAGCGUGCUUCUAUAUCAGUCUGGUGGUCGUGUACGGGAUGAUCUGCAUGUAUACCCUCAUUUGGAUGCUGCGACGUUCCCUCAAGAAGUACUCGUUCGAAUCCAUCCGAGAGGAAAGCCGUUACAGCGACAUCCCGGACGUGAAAAAUGACUUUGCCUUCAUGCUGCACAUGAUCGACCAAUACGAUCCGCUCUAUUCUAAACGAUUCGCCGUUUUCUUAUCGGAGGUGAGCGAGAACAAACUGCGCCAGGUGAAUCUCAACAACGAAUGGACUUUGGAAAAGCUCCGGCAGAGGAUUACCAAAAACUCUCAGGAGAAGUUAGAGCUCCACCUGUUUAUGCUCCACGGAAUCCCAGAAAUGGUCUUCGACCUGGUAGAGCUGGAAGUUCUGAAACUUGAGCUCAUUCCCGAUGUCACCAUCCCGCCAAUCGUCGCCCAGCUUUCCAACCUCAGGGAGAUGUGGCUCUACCAUACGCCGGCCAGAAUAGAGGCUCCGGCUCUUGCGUUUCUGAGAGAGCACCUGAAAUCGUUGCACAUUAAAUUCACAGACAUAAAAGAAAUACCUCUGUGGAUCUACAGCUUGAAGAACCUAAGCGAGCUGCAUCUUACUGGCAACCUUAGCGCUGAUAACAAUCGUUACAUUGUCAUCGAUGGCUUACGCGAGCUUAAGCGCCUCAAGGUUUUGCGACUGAAAAGUAACCUCACCAAGCUGCCCCAGGUGGUCACGGAUGUUGGAAUACAUCUCCAAAAGCUGUCCAUCAACAACGAAGGCACCAAGUUGAUGGUGCUUAACAGCUUGAAGAAAAUGGUGAACCUGACCGAGCUGGAGCUCAUCCGCUGCGAUUUGGAACGCAUACCGCAUUCCAUCUUCAGCCUGCACAACUUGCAAGAGAUUGAUCUUAAGGACAACAACCUGAAAACUAUUGAAGAGAUCAUUAGCUUUCAACAUCUCCAUCGACUUGUUUGUCUGAAGAUGUGGUAUAAUCAGAUUGCCUAUAUACCUUUUCAGAUAGGUACGUUGACCAACCUGGAGCGCCUGUAUUUGAAUCGCAACAAGAUCGAGAACAUACCGAAUCAACUCUUCUUCUGUCGGAAGCUGAGGUUCCUUGAUCUGAGCCAUAACAAUCUAACAAGUAUCCCAUCUGAUAUAGGGUGUCUCCAGAACCUUCAGUACUUUGCUGUAACUGCCAAUAGAAUUGAGUCUCUUCCCCCAGAGUUGUUUCAAUGUAAGAAACUUUGCACACUCAAUCUCGGAAACAAUUGCUUGUCGUCCCUGCCGUCUCGGUUUGGGGAGCUCACCAAUCUGACCCAGCUGGAGCUGAGGGGUAACCGACUGGAGGGUCUUCCUGUGGAACUCGGGGAGUGCAGACAGCUAAAGAGAAGCGGUCUAAUUGUAGAGGACAAUAUCUUCAACACGUUGCCUUCAGAAGUCAAAGAGCAACUUUGGAGACUUGAGAAAGAGGCUGCUUGAGAAAUCCGAUACUCAAAUUGUGUGCGUAGGUGAUUGUGCUUAGCCGAACAAUACAGUCGUGUGCACAGGUGUCGGCUACAUUUACGUAUUAGGAUGUUGUAUUUGACAUUUAUGUGAUGUCAUGUACAUUUACUUUUACGCAUUUGGCAGAUUCUUUUAUCCAAAACAACUUACUGUGCAUUAUAAGCUAUAUGUUUUAUCAGUAUUUGUGUUCCCUGGGUGACAUUUUGCACUGCUGACGCAAUGCUCAACAAAUUGAGCCACAGGAACAUAUUACGCGAUGUAGUGAUUGUGAAGGAACAUUGAGCAAUGCAGAUGUUGAUGGUAUUUUUGUUGAAAAUGAGCAGUGAGCAGACCAAAUAUUAGAGUUAAAUAAUGGUGCUGUUCGUUUUUGCCUUAAUUAAAUAACACAAUUUUAUUAUUGUAUUGUAAGCCUUUUCACUGCAUUUUAUACCAGUGACACAGCGUAUGUAGUAUGUGUGAAAAGCAUUCUGCGAUGAACUAUUCUUAAAUCCAUUUAUCCGUACUAUUUAAGACAUGUUUACUUGCAUAUUAUACUGAUAUCUGCUUUUGUAAGGUUGAUAUUAUUGGGCAAAGUGGUUCAAAAUUAUCCUCAUUGAUAUGUAGUGGAAAUACCUUUUGAAAACAAAGUUAAAAGUAGAUAACUGCCGUAUAAACAAACAAAAUAUAUCUUAUCAGUGCUGUACUUUUUUCAACACACCUAAUAUGUACAAUUCAAGGCAAAAAUCCUUAGUUUCAUUUUAUUUAUUUUUACAUUCUGACAUUCAUUAUUUACAAUGUUUCUAGUGGCAUCUUUAGUGAUUUCGCAACCAUGUCUUGUCCAAAAAAGUACAUUUUUGGAUAAAACUGGAGUUUUCUCCAAAAAGCUUGCAUGCACUUAGAGGAUUUUGCAGCUAAACACAGUCAAAUUUGUAGUUCACCCAAAAAUCUAAACCUGGAUGAGUUUCUUUAUUCUAUUAAACAUUUUGAUCUAUAAAUUCACUAAUAAAUAAUGGUAACACCACAGAAGUCAGUGGGUAUUGUCUACUGUGUGCUUACCAUCAUUUAUAAUGAAUAUCAAGAUAUAAAUGGUUGCAACGGAAUUUUCUAUUCCAUGUAUACCGGCGUGAUAUGUAAAUAAGGGGCGUGUCUGACUCAUAUCCAACGAUCCUGCAUGUAAGAUUAUGACUCAAAAUUAAGCAGAAAUUACGAGAACCCACAAACGAAUAUCGAGUAGAAGCGGGAGCUUUUUGUUAUCUAAAGCUGUGUGACUUCUGAAGUGUGCACAUGGGUUCUAUAUCAAACCUAAAUAUAUAAGUGUAUUGUGGUAUGUGUUGUUACUGUGAAAUAUAAUUACUCGUACCAUAAAGCGUUUUUGGUAAUGCAGCCCACCCCUACAUAAUUCAGUAUUCAGCGGCCUGUUCGCUCAGUAAUGUUUGUUUUCUGUAAUGUACAGUGUGUGUUAAAGGGAUAGGUCACCCAAAAAUAAAAAUUCUGUAUUUACUCACCCACCAUUAUAAAUUUAUUUUUUUCUGAUGAACGCAAGAAAAUACUUUGAGGAAUGUUUGUAUCCUAACUGAUCAUGAGCCCCAUUCACGUCCAUAAUAUUAUUUUUUCCUAAUAUGUCAAUGGGGCCUCCGAUCGGUUUGGUUACAAACAUUCCUCAAAAUAUCUUCACUUGUGUUUAUCAAAACAAAGUGAUGUAUACAAGUUUGUAACAACAUGAGAGUGAGUAAAUGAUGACAGAAUUUUCAUUUUUGGAUGAACUAUCUUUUUAAGUACAGUUGUGUGUUUUGUGAUUGGAUUUUAUGAGGUUUGCAUGUUGGCCGUUUAUAUUCAUUGAUGCAAAAAACACCAUUCAGGAUCUACACUGUAAAUUCAGAGUGUUACAGACAUAAUGUCAUUUUUUGUUUUUUGUAUUAAGCAUAAACUAGUUAGACAUCAAUAUAUUGCUCCCAGUGGCGUAGCAAGUCAGUCCCGGGCCCAUAUGCAAAAAAAAUUACGGGCCCCCUUAAGCCAAGCCCCCCCCCCCAUCCUUGCCCGUUGGCACUGUUAACUGUGGCGCGCAGGUCUGUUAACAACAUAUACUUUUAAUAAGGUAGUCAAAUAUUUUUACUUUACUUUUUUACUUUAGAGGGUAGAUUUAAAUAAAGAAAAACGAAAUGUUUUGGGUAGUUUUUGACUCGUGACUAACUUCUCCGCCUUCUCUAUUCUCUUUAAGGCCUCACUUUUAUGUUUAUAUUUGUCCAUCCUUAAUGUUCAUGUAGAUAGCCGCCAUAGUAACCUCUCACACUGUGUUUUCUUUUUUUUUGGCACGGCGAUGCGUCAAGUAAAAUAAUUAUGCCGUAGCAGCUGCGGAGUGCAAAAAAAUAAAUAAACGCAAACAAGAAAUGAUGGAGAAAUUAGACAUUAUGGAGAAAUAUGAAAUCACUACACAUGAUAUGCAUACAAAAAUAUAUUUAUUGCAGCCACAAAUAAAAAUAAAAUUUUUUAAAAAAAAUUUUAAAAGCUGGGGCGGGCCCAGGGCCGGGCCCCCUAUUGGCCCGGGCCCAUUUGCACGUGCAUACCCCGCAUACCCAGACGCUACGCCACUGAUUGCUCCUUACAAAACAGCACCUUAUUUUCAUAAGUCUGCUCACAUUGAAAUGCCUUGAAAAUGAUUUGCCCUUUAUUAAAAAAGUUAAUUAUCAGUUUCUAUUCAAAAGACAGGCAUGUAAACAUUGUAAAGGUAGGCCAGUACCCCCAGUUUUGCACUUACAGUAAUAUUUGUUGUUAAUUACUGUAGCUCAUUCUGAUGUCAUGUUAUUCUUAUGAGAAGGCACUGUAAGGAAGACAAUCAGAAGUAUUUAGUUAAGUAUUGUGUGUGGUUUAGUACAGUAUGUGAGAUAUUCCCAUUGAAUAAGAAGUGCAAUUUUUUUCUUUACUCAAGUACAUUUUUCAGGUAUCUAUACUUUAUGAGAGUUUUUUAGACAAACUUUUACUUUAUUAUUUUCUGAUGCAUAAUAUUGUACUUUUCACUCCACUACAUUUCAUAACCUUUAAUACUUAAGCACAUAAAAAAUGUAGCACUUUCUAAAAUAUCUUUAAGUAAACAUUUUAGUUGCGUUUCAAUUUGAGUCAAAUUUAGAAAGUAAGUAUUAGGCUAAAUGUAGUAAAAAUUUGCUUUAGAAUGUAGAGAAGUAAAAUAAAAACACACUGAUAAAGAUACUUCAAAAAUGUACUUUACACCUCUGCAUUGAAUUAUGAUUAUAAGUGACUUCUGGUAGAAUUAAUCUUACUAUUAUGUCUUGUGAUUUCAUGUCCUAUUCAAUUUGACAGUGUUACUAUUACUAGGUUAUUAAAUGUAGCUUAUUGCAUGUUGUUUACUGGUAUUACCUCAAGUAUAAAACAUUUUUGAGUCUUAUAGAAGAAAUCUUUUUUUCAUUUAUUUACAUUGGAAACUGAAGCUAAUACAUUUUCAGAACUUACAACAGUACUCAGGAAAGUUCAAAUUUGUACAUUUGCAGCUAAAACAAACUUUUCUUUAAUGUCAAGAGAUGCUGUUUCUUGAUUCCAGUGUUAGUUAACCAUCUGUUUGUAACCAUUUGUUAUUUUUACGGUUGACGACUUAUGGGUGUAGUUUUUGAUGUAAAAUAUUUUAUGUAAAGGAGUUAAAUUAAUUGAAUGUCACAACGUAUGAAGCCAUACUGAGUGAAUAAACACUCGUUUUCUUUAAGUGUUUCAAUAAAAUUAACUUUAAAGUU